CAGUGCUGCAAGUCUCAUGGGCCAGGAUAGUGUAACCUAAAUGAUACAUGAAGAACACUCACAACAGGGAAGAGGUGAGGAGUGUCCAGGCAGAGAGAAGAGCAUUUGCAGAGGCCCUGGGUGAGAAGAAACCUGCAUCCUUUAAGGACCUAAAUGAAGCCAAGCAGGUAGGGGCUAGAUCACACAUGGGGGCUUUAUGCCCACCUUAAGUAGUUUGGAUCUUUAAAAAAGAAAUGAGACCCCAUAAAGAGGUUUUAAGGAGCGAAUGCCAUUGCUGCCAUGAACAGGUUUCCCUUCCCCAUAGCUGCAGAGCAGGCACAGGGCUGUUUUUGCCCGCCAGGUUGUCCCCACCGUCUUGCCCAGCGCGGGGCCAGCGGCCGGCUCCUACCUACACUUGCUGGCGGGAAGACUGGACGCACUGCGGGACCUGGUGAUGUCCUGGGUUGGGGCUGAGGAAGGCCUGUGCGCGGAGGGUGCGGCCUUCGGCUAAGGCAGAGGACCGGGGUUGGGUCCGUGGCGGCGGGAGGGGUGGCCUCCUGCGCUGGGCUCCCCAGGGGACCUGAGGCGCGACAAACGGCGCGUUUGGUACUCGCGCCUGCAGAGCUUUCAACCUCCGCGCCGGCUGGCCUGUUUCUCGGCCAGGGGAGCAAGGCCACGCGGCCUACGUAGCCGAGUCGGAACCAACCGGUUGUUUGGUGAAACCUCCCCCAGAGCCUCCCGCGGCCCACAGAGCACAGACUGUUUUUGCCAACUAUGGCAUCUGGAGAUGACAGUCCUAUCUUUGAAGAUGAUGAAAGCCCUCCUUACAGCCUAGAAAAAAUGACAGAUCUCGUAGCUGUUUGGGAUGUUGCUUUAAGUGACGGAGUCCACAAGAUUGAAUUUGAACAUGGGACUACCUCAGGCAAAAGAGUAGUAUAUGUAGAUGGAAAGGAAGUGAUAAGAAAAGAGUGGAUGUUCAAAUUAGUGGGCAAAGAAACAUUCUAUGUUGGAGCUACAAGGACAAAAGCGACCAUAAAUAUAGACGCUAUCAGUGGUUUUGCUUAUGAAUAUACUCUGGAAAUUAAUGGGAAAAGUCUCAAGAAGUAUAUGGAGAACAGAUCAAAAACCACCAAUACUUGGGUAUUACACAUGGAUGGUGAGAACUUUAGAAUUGUUUUGGAAAAAGAUACUAUGGAUGUAUGGUGCAAUGGUAAAAAAUUGGAGACAGCGGGUGAGUUUGUAGAUGAUGGGACUGAAACUCACUUCAGUAUCGGGAACCAUGACUGUUACAUAAAGGCUGUCAGUAGUGGGAAGCGGAGAGAAGGGAUUAUUCAUACUCUCAUUGUGGAUAAUAGAGAAAUCCCAGAGAUUGCAAGUUAAUGAAUUUUAAUCUUAAGAAGUAAAGAUCAGGACUUUUUAAUUACUGUGGUAAUUAAAUGU
Messenger RNA from Nomascus leucogenys (northern white-cheeked gibbon), 1419 nucleotides. The record is from RefSeq and is a predicted model, not a curated record. NCBI's taxonomy places the organism in Eukaryota, Metazoa, Chordata, Mammalia, Primates, Hylobatidae.